AUGAUUUCCUCGACUCGCAAAGAUGUUCAGGAAGGAUUCGAUGAUGAUCCUGUGUUCGUGGUUGAUAUCCCGAGUUUCUCAGAUGUUUAA
Molecule: messenger RNA, 90 nt
Organism: Sclerotinia sclerotiorum 1980 UF-70
Lineage: Eukaryota; Fungi; Ascomycota; Leotiomycetes; Helotiales; Sclerotiniaceae
Exons: 1
Coding region: 1-90 (29 amino acids)
Source: RefSeq, a predicted model, not a curated record